Molecule: messenger RNA, 1469 nt
Organism: Gambusia affinis (western mosquitofish)
Lineage: Eukaryota; Metazoa; Chordata; Actinopteri; Cyprinodontiformes; Poeciliidae
Exons: 7
Coding region: 66-596 (176 amino acids)
Source: RefSeq, a predicted model, not a curated record
AAGGAGAUCCUCUCAACAGUACGGAGCGCUGGACGAGCACGGAGUGACGGAGAAACCAAAACAAGAUGACAUUUGGAAAUUGUUUUUCAACCUUCAAAGAAAAUGUCAUCUCGAUGGCCGACUCUACGGUCACAGUGGAGGACAUCGAAGGGGAGUUGUUCAAGAUUGAACGGAUACGCGAGAUCCUCGUACGAAGAGAAUCAGAGCUAAGAUACAUGAUGGAUGACAUCCAGCUCUGUAAAGAAAUUACAAGGCUGAAACAGGAGCUGCAGAAACUCGUCACAACUCCAGAUAAAGACAAGUCCGCAGAAGACGGAGAGAAGGAAGAGGAACUGUUGAAGCAGAUAAACAAGCUGGUGGAGACCAGAGACUUCCUGGUGGACGAUGUGGAGUUUGAACGGCUCAGGGAAAGAGAGGAAGACAAGGAGAUGGCAGCUUUUCUGGAGUCCAAAUUUCCUAGUUCUUUGGCCGAAAAAGGUGCUCUGCGAGAUCGAAGGGUUGCGUCACAAUCCCAGCAGACGUCCAGUCCGUUUCUCACUAAAGCCGGACUGACAUUGCUGAAAGAUUGCUGCGGCUUCACCUGCUCCGUCAUGUGAAGGAGUAAAAUACUGCAUGUGUGUAUGCGUGCGUAUGUGUGUGUGUGUGUGUGGAAACACAAACGGGACUCCUCAGUGUUUUUACGUAGCCGUUCUGUGGGUUUCCUUUAAUGACAAAUGAUUCUUUAAGUGUUCAACCUCUUGAGCAUUUACCGCAUCGCUGCCACACUGGAGUUUCAUGGACAGAAAAACAAAACGUCAAACAUGAUUGCGAGAUGUGGCGUUUGAAUGUCUGUACACCUAAAAUGUGAAAAGUGCGGUGUGCGUUUGUUUUCAGCAACUUUUUCCUGCAACUGGAGUUGACAAACUAGCACAAGUUCAGUCAAACUGGAUGGAAAUUGGACCAGAUUUCACAAAGUGCUCACAGGGGGCAGUAGCCCAGGGCAUCAUUUUUGUGGGAAAUUCUGGGGCGUCAAAGACUUUUCUUUUUUUUUUAUCAAUGUGUAUUUUGCAAACGUUUUACUUUAUAUAAAACUCUUAGACCCACAUCAGGUGAGUUGUAUUAAUAUUUUGGGGAUUUUUAGGAAAAUAAACACUAAUUAUUUAAAAAGUAAAGUUUAAUUGUGUAGCACAUUUCAGCAACCAGUUGUGAAACAUGCAAUACAUUGACAAAAUGUAGCGAUUAAUGUUACAUUUUGUCAAAUCCCAUCAUCAAAAUCACCAAGCAAAUACAAAAUAUGUUGUUAUGAAACUAAGACAACUGGGGGUACACUUUCCAAUCUACAUGUUGCUUUCAUCUGACCAGAGCGUUGGCUGGUAAUUACCUAAAUAAAUGUCUACAGCAUGAAAUUCAAUAAAUUCAGUGGUUGUAACCUCACACAAUGUGGAAAAAGUUGAAGGGUUUGUUUUAUAAUACAUUUGAAAAUGACUGUA